CCGGUCGGGGUGGCUGCUUACAGGUCGCCGCUUUGGGGUCAGGGCUCUGGCGGUGGCCGCGGCCUGUGGACGGGGAUGUGCUGCGCUGCCGGUGGAGGCAGGGGAUCCGCGCCCGCGCCAUGGCCAGUACAAUGGUGGCAGUUGGACUGACUAUUGCUGCUGCAGGAUUUGCAGGUCGUUAUAUGUUGCAAGCUAUCAAGCAAAUGGAGCCUCAAGUAAAACAAGUUUUCCAAAGUCUACCAAAAUCCGCCUUCAGUGGUGGCUAUUACAGAGGUGGAUUUGAACCCAAAAUGACAAAACGAGAAGCAGCAUUAAUCUUAGGUGUAAGCCCAACUGCCAAUAAAGGAAAAAUAAGAGAUGCACAUCGACGAAUUAUGCUCUUAAACCACCCAGACAAAGGAGGAUCUCCUUAUAUCGCAGCCAAAAUCAAUGAAGCUAAAGAUUUACUAGAAGGUCAAGCUAAAAAAUGAAGUAAACAUGAAUUUUCAGUUCA
Messenger RNA from Ochotona princeps (American pika), 493 nucleotides. RefSeq names its product mitochondrial import inner membrane translocase subunit TIM14. Gene Ontology annotation, cellular component: PAM complex, Tim23 associated import motor. The transcript has a single exon. NCBI's taxonomy places the organism in Eukaryota, Metazoa, Chordata, Mammalia, Lagomorpha, Ochotonidae. The record is from RefSeq and is a predicted model, not a curated record. Gene Ontology annotation, molecular function: ATPase activator activity. Gene Ontology annotation, biological process: protein import into mitochondrial matrix. Bases 120 to 470 code for a protein of 116 amino acids.